AUGGUGAGGGUCAGUGUGCUCAAUGAUGCGCUCAAGUCCAUGUACAAUGCUGAGAAGAGGGGGAAAAGGCAGGUCAUGAUCAGGCCGUCAUCCAAGGUGAUCAUCAAGUUCUUGACAGUCAUGCAGCGUCAUGGCUACAUUGGUGAGUUCGAAUAUGUGGAUGACCACCGUGCUGGGAAGAUUGUGGUGGAACUGAAUGGAAGACUAAAGAAAUGUGGUGUUAUUAGCCCUCGCUUUGAUGUUGGCGUAAAGGAGAUCGAAGAAUGGACUGCGAGGCUGCUCCCAUCUCGUCAGCACAGGAUAUUGCCAGAGAUGAAAGUUUGUCGGGGGUGCAUUAUGGAGAAAAUAAAUGAUGAGGAGGUUGACUGUUGCCCAGUAUGCGACAUUGAUCUUGGCUGCGAUCCUGAACAGAAACUCAGGCCUGACCACAACCUUGAAGAUAUCAGGAAUAAGGUAUUUCCAAUUAAAAAGAUAAAUGUUGAUGCUCCAAAGGCUGUAACAACAUUGCCAGCAAAGAGAAAACAGAGGUCCCUUUCUUCCUUGGUGGUUGAUACUCCAAGCGUAGUAAAGCGGACUGGUUUGACUGGAAAGAGAACCAAAGCUAAAAGGAGGGCAGCAGCUUCUCGUGCAACUUCUCCCGUUAAUAAUGGAACCAUGAAAUUACCAACUAAAUCUGAAAAUCGAGAUCAGAAGACUGAGAAAAGCUCUGCAUCACAAUCUACCAUUGAAAGAUAA
Messenger RNA from Miscanthus lutarioriparius, 735 nucleotides. NCBI's taxonomy places the organism in Eukaryota, Viridiplantae, Streptophyta, Magnoliopsida, Poales, Poaceae. The record is from the annotation of a GenBank genome assembly.